AUGGACUGCUGUUCCGGCCGCUGCGCGUUCAUCUUCCUCUGCACUUUGCUGCUGGUCACUGCCCUGGAGCGGCAGGUGUUUGACUUCCUGGGCUACCAGUGGGCGCCCACCCCGGCCACCUUUGUCCGCAUCGUCGCGGUCAUCCUGGGGCUCCUUGGCGCCGUCCAGCACCGGCCUCGCUGUGUCGUGGCGGUGGGUCCGCUUACGCUGGCUGCGUGGGCAGCCGUCUGGGUCACCUGGGAUGUUUUCAUUACCUGCUUCUACCUGGAGGUGGGGGGCCUCUCCAAGGACAGCGAGCUCCUGACCUUCAACCUCUGCCGACACCGCUCCUGGUGGCAGGGGCGCGGCCCGGCUGUCAGUGUGAGGGGCGCUGAUGGCCGGGCCCUGGCGCCCGGUGGGGGCUGCGCCCUGGAGCACGGCUACGGGGAGGCCCUGCACAGCGCCCUGCAGAUCGUGGGGGCGCUGGUGGGCUUCGUCUACGCCUGCUACGUGGUCAGCGUCCUCACCGAGGAGGAAGACAGCUUUGAUUUCUUUGGUGGAUUUGACCCAUUUCCUCUCUACCAUGUCCCUGAAAAGCCCUCCAGCCUCCUGUUCAAGCAGGCCUGUGACGAAGUGAAGUGGCGAAGGGCCCGCCCUGCCCCGGCCUCCAGCUGCUGA
Pteronotus mesoamericanus is the source of this 657-nucleotide messenger RNA. It is a transcript of the gene NKAIN4, whose product is annotated as sodium/potassium transporting ATPase interacting 4. The record is from RefSeq and is a predicted model, not a curated record. Gene Ontology annotation, biological process: regulation of sodium ion transport. NCBI's taxonomy places the organism in Eukaryota, Metazoa, Chordata, Mammalia, Chiroptera, Mormoopidae.